Magnolia sinica is the source of this 3516-nucleotide messenger RNA. RefSeq lists its product as uncharacterized. The transcript is spliced from 3 exons. Gene Ontology annotation, molecular function: nucleic acid binding; protein binding; zinc ion binding. The record is from RefSeq and is a predicted model, not a curated record. Bases 960 to 3332 code for a protein of 790 amino acids. Lineage: Eukaryota; Viridiplantae; Streptophyta; Magnoliopsida; Magnoliales; Magnoliaceae.
UAAAAUACACAUAUUUGCAUAUUUAGGAAUCAAAAUAUCGCAAAAAGAAUAUAUAAAUAAUAAGCUUCCAAUUAACAGGGGCCUAAAAGCAUGUGUUGUCAUAAGAAAUCAGUCUGACCAUCCCAUCUAUCCUUCCAACCUUCUAUCCAAACAUCCAUCGAUAUUUCAGAAUAUGGACAACACACGAUAUUUGUCGACAAAUCAUCGACAACUGGAAAGGAAACGAAAGAUCGUGGUCUCGAUAUCGCGCAUGUUGUGAUAACAAUAAUAUCGCGGUGUUAUCGAUAUUAUCGUUGAGAAAUUGAACAUCGUAUACUACGGUGUAGGCCAAUACUUUGGCGAUAUUAUUGAAGUAUCACCGAUACACUGGCAAUACAAGCAACACCUGCAAUUUACCUAGUAAAAAAUAUUGGUGAUAUUGAUACAUGGCAAUACAAGCGACGCCUGGAAUUUACAUAGUAAAAAAUAUUGGCGAUAUCAAUACCUUGGCGAUAUUUAGCGAUACAUCACCAAUACCUGGAAUUUCUGAUACUACCAGUGUUCUCAGCAUCGCUGAGCUGGAGAUAUGGAUAAUAUUGAGGAUUCAUCAACCAAUGGUCCCAACUAAUGAUUAUUCCGCAUCACUAAAUUAUAGGCUCGACUUGUCCAAACCGAAAAUCCUAGUAUAUUGUCUUCUGAGGUCAAGGUCAUCCUUCCGUGUAUUUAAAUGCAUGUUCAAGUAGACUAGAUAGUCUAGAUUAGAAAAGAAAUGAUCAUAUUGUUCUUUGGGUUUCAUAUCUCCUUAUUUGUAAUUGACAUUAAAUUCCUCUUAGAUUUUUUGUUCAUAGGUAGUUGCAGUCGGAAAAUGGGGAAAACUGUUGCUAUUUGCCAGGUUGGUGGCGAGUUUGUAACAAACAAUGAUGGAUCUAUGUCAUAUACUGGUGGCGAAGCAUAUGCAAUAAGGUAGUUGCAGUCAGAAAAUGGGGAAAGCUGUUGCUAUUUGCCAGGUUGGUGGCGAGUUUGUAACAAACAACGAUGGAUCUAUGUCAUAUACUGGUGGAGAAGCAUAUGCAAUACCGGUUGUUCCCAACAUGAAAUUCGAUGAAUUCAAGUCAGAUAUAGCUGAAAUGUGCAAUCGUGAUGCAAGUACCUUAUUGAUAAAGUACUUCCUCCCAAGCAACAGAAGGAUUCCGAUCACAGUAUCCAACGACAAGCACAUGCAGUGCAUGAUUGAUUUUCACGAGGAUUCAGCGACAAUAGAUGUUUUCGUAUUGGAUGGGGAGACUAUUGCUCAGAAUGCUGAUAAAAUGGAUAACAACCGGGCAAACAGAGCCACAAGUAAAACAAGUAGACCCACAAGUAGGACGACAAAAGGGGCUGCAGCCACUGACUCAAUCACGCAAGCUCCUACAAAUGUCGACAGUGAUGGGAGAGGAAGGAGAACUACAGUCCCUGAUCCAGUGGCUUCAAAUGCUGUCAUGGAUGACCCUGCCAGGGGUGAUAGCAUUGCGGGUAGGACCAAGAGCAAGAUUACAUCAAAUGCUGCUACAGUCACUGACCCAACCACCCCAAUUUCCACCAUCCCUGCCGUUGGCAAUGAUAAGCAGCCAGCUCAAUACAGUUCACCAGUAAACACUCUCUUUGAUGUGGGCAAAGAAUUUAAUAGUGUCAGUGACUUCCGUGAUGCAUUGCGUAGGUAUGCCAUUGCAAAAGGGUAUGCAUUUGCGACCAUUUGUAGUACUCAAUCCCGUGUGACUGCCAAAUGUCGAGCUGAAGGCUGCCCAUGGCGGGUGCAUGCUUCCAGAAUAACACCCACGAAGAGGUUCAAGAUUAGAAAGAUGAACAAUGUGCACAAAUGUGGAGGUGGGGUUGGAAAAGACCACCAUCCGAAUGCAUCAAAAAACUGGAUUGCGAGCAUUAUAAAAGACAAGCUACGAGAUAAGCCACAGUAUACGGGAAAGGAAAUCGUGAAUGACAUAUAUCAGGAGUAUGGAGUCAAUGUCAAAUAUGAUAAGGCGCGGCGUGGGAAGGUGGUGGCCCAGAAGCAGCUUCAAGACUCCCAGUCAGACAUUUAUAGUCAGUUGCCUUGGUUCUGCAAUAGGAUAAAGGAGACAAAUCCUGGUAGUCUUGUAACUCUGACAACAACAGACAAGUUGAGUUUUCACUGCCUUUUUGUCUCAUUCCAUGCUUCACGGCAUGGGUUUGAUAAUGGUUGCCGCCCCCUCAUUCUUCUCGAUGGAACAUCUCUAAGAGAGAAAUGGCGAGGGACAUUGUUAGCUGCAGUAUCAGUUGAUGGGGAUGAUGCCGUCUUUCCCAUUGCCUUUGCUAUAGUGGAUUUUGAAUCCUAUGAUAAUUGGCUUUGGUUUUUGACAGAAUUGAAAUCAGCCGUGUCAACAAAUCGGACCAUAACAUUUGUAUCUGAUAGACGCAACAGUUUAGAGGAGGCUGUGCCGCAGGUUUUCGAGGACAGCUAUCAUGCCUAUUCUCUGCAUCACCUUACCGAGUACUUCAAGCGGGUGUUGAAGGGCCCAUCACAGCCGAUGAAGGAUACACUGGCCGAUGAGAUUAAACGUGCUGCUUACUCAUGCAGCAUUACCGAUUUCAAUGCUUGCAUUGGCAACAUCCGGAAUUUCUCACACGAUGUCGCAUCCUGGGUCUUGUUGGAAAGCAAGCCUGAACAUUGGUCAAAUGCAUUCUUUAAGGGCUUGCGAUAUGACCACCUAUCAUCGAAUGUUGCAGAGUUGUUCUACAGUUGGAUAUCAGAGGAGCGCGACCUAUCAAUAAUACAUAUGAUCGACAUGAUACGGUGUAAGAUGAUGGAGAUGAUUUAUGCCCGUCGAGAGGCUUCAAGCACAUGGUCGACGAUUCUCACACCUUCAAUGGAGCAAAGACUAGAGUUAGAGAUAUACAAUUCACACUCGCUCAGCGUGUUGUUUUUGUCAGGGAGCGUGUUCGAAGUCCGUGAUGAUUCAGUCAACAUUGUGGACAUCGAGACACGGGAUUGUACAUGCCAGAGAUGGAAGAUGUCUGGGUUGCCAUGCGUUCACGCAGCUGCAGUUUUCGAUCGUACAGGUAGAAAUACUUAUGAUUACUGCUCAAGAUACUUCACAGUCGAUUGUUACCGUUCUACAUAUUCAGAAUCUAUCCACCCAAUACCAGGUAUAGGAAAUCCUAUAAGUGAAGAUUCCAACGCCGAAAUAAUUGUUCGUCCACCCAGUCCACCACCUGCAAGGCCAAAAUCGAAGCAGACAAAAUUGCUUGAUCCAAGUAGGAGGCUAUUGCUUCAUGUAAAUUGCGGUAGGUGUGGUCGUUCUGGGCACAAUAGGAGAAAGUGCAGAGAGGUGGUGGAAUAGGUGUUAAUUUCAGUUGUAUUUAGUAGCGAUUUAGUUUGAUUUAAAUACUAAUGCUUUGAGGUGAAUGUAUUGGUGUUUGAGUGUUUAGAUAGUUAAAACCAUAUUGAAGAUCAACCCUUGGAUCUUUUGACCAAAAUGAGCUCAACAUUCUUAAUUGUGAAAUAUGGGAUUAACUUUUUUAAAA